Molecule: messenger RNA, 348 nt
Organism: Ostertagia ostertagi
Lineage: Eukaryota; Metazoa; Nematoda; Chromadorea; Rhabditida; Trichostrongylidae
Source: the annotation of a GenBank genome assembly
AUGGCCGAGAAACAAAAGGAACUCUUCGCGGCCAUUGAAGCCAAAGACUUCGAGAAAGCUGCCAACUUGAUUGAAUCUGGCGUUGACGUCAAUUCUCAUGAUGAAGGGGGAAUGUCUGUUCUCGCUGCGGCAGCUUACAGGGGCUCUUCGGAUCUGGUUCAGCUAUGCAUAGAUAAAGGAGCCAAUGUGAACGACAAGGAGCACAACCAAGGCUAUACUCCGCUUAUGUUUGCAGCGCUUGCUGGAAGACCUGACAUCUGCAAAAAUUUGAUGGAUCAUGGCGCACGCUCCUACUCAACUAACUCGAUUGGAAAAACCGCCAGUGAACUAGCGGCUUUUGUUGGUAAG